CCUUCUCUUGCUAAUUGAUAUCCCAAAUAAGCUUGGCCAGUACACAGCCUGCUCCCAAAGAUGCAGCGAAUGAUUAAGAGUGAUCACAGGAUGUUCUCAGCAUCUGAUGAUAGUACAAUGAUGAAGCAAAUUCAGGCAACACAUGCUCCUGAUGGUCGUGAACUUGAUGUCAACCCUUUUCUCCAUAUCAUUGAGGAUAUCUUGCGUCGUGCCAAUCCUAUCAUUGAUGGUGGUUUCCAUGGUACUCAAGAACACGUCGAUCAUGUGGAGGACAGUGCUAGUCUGGCUGGUUUUGACGACAUUCUUGAAGCAUUGGCUUACAUCAUACAUAAAAUUUCAUGCGAGAUAUCAUGUAAAUGCUCUGGUGGUGGAGAUGCACAUGCAACAACUAUGGUGUUAUUCAACACCCUUACGAGUUAUAGUUGGGAUGCAAAAGUGGUUCUCUCACUAGCAGCUUUUGCUGUGAAUUAUGGGGAAUUCUGGCUCGUAGCUAAACUUUCCACAACAAAUCCACUUGCCAAGUCCGUGGCAUUCCUUAAGCAACUGCCCGACAUCAUAGAGCAUUCAAACUCUUUGAAACCCCAGUAUGAUGCACUUGAGAAACUCAUCAAGGCCAUGAUGGAUUUAACUAGGUGCAUUGUUGAGUUCAAGGAGCUACCACCUCAGUACAUUUCACAUGACACACCAGCAAUGUCAACUGCCAUAGCUCAUAUCCCUGCUGCUUCCUAUUGGAUCAUUAGAUGCAUAGUGGCUUGUUCCUCACAGAUUGCAAGCCUUAUAGGUUUGAGACAUGAGCAUACUGCAUCAACCACUGAAGCAUGGGAACUAUCAAGCUUGGCUCAUAAGGUCAACAAUAUACACGAGCACCUCAAGAAGCAACUCGCUCUCUGCUAUCAACAGAUAGAUGAGAAGAGACAUCUAGAAUACUAUCAAAAUCUCGUCCACCUAUUUGAAACAUCACACCUUGAUAAUAUGAAGAUUCUCAAGGCAUUGUUAAACCCCAAGGAUGAGCUGCAACCACUGGUGAUUGGUUCAACCAAGACAAGGGCAAACCUUGAAGUUCUAAGGAAGAAGCAUGUUUUACUGCUCAUAUCGGAUCUUGAUAUCUCCCAUGAAGAAGUUCUCUUUCUUGAUUCUAUGUACAAGGAGCCGAAAAGGCCAGAGAUCCAAUAUGAAUUGGUGUGGCUCCCAAUUGUGGACAGGUUGACCCCUUUGAAUGAAGAGCAUCAACAUAUAUUCAAGCAUUUGCAGUCAAUGAUGCCAUGGUAUACUGUGUACGAUCCUUGGAUCAUUGAAACAGCAGUCAUUAAGUAUAUCAAGGAAGUGUGGCAUUUUGCAAAGAAGUCAAUUCUAGUGGUAUUGGAUCCACAAGGAAAGGUGGCUUCCCGGAAUGCACUUCACAUGGUUCGGAUAUGGGGAAAUCAUGCCUUCCCUUUUACUAGUGAGAAAGAAGAUGCUUUAUGGAAGUUGGAAAAUUGGAAGCUUGAUCUACUUGUUUAUGGCAUUGAUGUAGAAAUACCAGAUUGGAUAGCAAAAGGGAGUGUUGUAUGCUUGUAUGGAGGUGAGGACAUUAACUGGAUCCGGAAAUUCACAACUACAGCAAAAGCUGUAGCUGAGGCUGCUGGGAUCAACUUAGAAUUGGUUUAUGUAGGAAAGAACAAUGCCAAGGAGAGGCUGAAGAAAAAUAUUGCUACUAUCAAUGCAGAGCAGCUUAGUCACUACUGGCCUGACAUCUCAUCAGUUUCAUUAUUUUGGUCACGACUGGAAAGUAUGUUGUACUCAAAAUUGCAAAAGACUGUAGAAAAUGAUUACAUAAUGCAGGAGGUCAUGACUAUGCUUAGCUUUGAUGGUAGUGAUCAAGGAUGGGCAAUAUUAUUUAGAGGAUCAGAUGAAAUGGCUAGGGCCAAAGGAGACUUGGCUCUAAGAAGCCUGCUAGAGUUCAAUGAGUGGAGAGAGGAUGCUGAGCUUAAUGGUUUUGUACCAGCACUCAAAGAUUACCUACAAAAACUUCACACCCCACAUCAUUGCAACCGCCUUAUCCUUCCUGGGAUUGAUGGGGGCAUUCCAGAGAGGGUGGUAUGUGCAGAAUGUGGCCGUCCUAUGGAGAAGUACUACAUGUACCGUUGCUGUACUGACUAGAUGACAUGGUUGAGCAUGUUACUAAUAAGCAUGUUUAUUGUGAAAGCCCAUUUUGUUAUCUUGGUUAAUUGAAUGAUUGGUGGUGUGAUCCCUCUACAUGAACUGUAGUAUUUCUGUUCUAAUAAUGAUGUUUGUGUGAAAUGUCAAGACUCUAGGAACCAUUUUGGGUAGUUGAGUCUGUGGCUAAUUAAUAAAGU
Molecule: messenger RNA, 2336 nt
Organism: Quercus lobata
Lineage: Eukaryota; Viridiplantae; Streptophyta; Magnoliopsida; Fagales; Fagaceae
Product: protein SIEVE ELEMENT OCCLUSION B-like
Exons: 7
Coding region: 61-2139 (692 amino acids)
Biological process (GO): phloem development
Source: RefSeq, a predicted model, not a curated record